AUGGUAAAAGAAUACCAAGAUUCUCCUUCAGGCUCAUUAGAUAAUCUUGUAGAUUUAAAUAAUGAACCUACUCAUAUUAACAGAAUACAUAAAUCGAUUAUUGGUGUUAAAAAGCCAUUGGAAUUUGAGGAUAUCUACCCGAUUGCAAAGAGAUGUAGUUCUGGUCAUCUGCUAGAGAAAUUUGAAUCAAUUUGGAAAGUUGGAAAAGAUUUUCAUCCUUCCAAAACUGAGAAUAAUAAUAAUAAUAAUAGUAAUCUUAAUAAUAGUCAAAAUAAUAAUAAUAAUAAAAGUGAUAAAAAAAAGAAAAGUAAGAAAACUAAAUCUUUAAUUGGAACUUUAAAUUCACAAUUUGGAUGGAGUUAUCAUUUGGCUUUCAUUUUCAAAUUCAUUGGAGAUGCCUGUGAAUUUGUUUAUCCAUUCAUGAUUUAUAAACUUGUAAGUAUUAAAUUAAUUCUUAAAUAUGUCCUAAUAAACAAUAAGCAAUGGUUUUUUAAUUCUAAACAAUUACACAUUUCAAAGACAAACUUUGUACAAGAUACAUCAGAGCCUUAUUGGCAUGGUCUGAUAUAUUCCGGAAUAUUAUUGGCUGCAUAUUUAGUACAUACAGUUUGUAUAUGUCAUUGGGAGUAUAGAGCCUAUACCGUUGCUUUUAAUGUUAGAUCAACAUUGGUAGCUGCUAUUUAUAAGAAAUCUUUAUUAAUUUCCAAUUCUGUAAGGGAAAAGGAAAAUAAAGGAAAAGGAAAUACAUUGAAUUUGGUUUCAAUGGAUGUCGAUAUGGUGGAGUCAAUGUUUCAGAAUUUCCAAUAUAUCCAAUCGGUGCCACUGCAGAUCAUCGCUUCGAUUAUACUUUUGUAUAGACUACUGUCUUGGAGUGCAUUGAUUGGAUUUGGUUCACUACUUGUAUUCCUACCUUUGAAUUUCUACUCUGCCAUGAAACAAGCUCAAAUCGGUGAGGAAGUAAUGAAGAGAAAAGAUAAAAGAACAUCCCAAGUAACAGAAGCAAUCAAUAGUGUAAGAGUAUUGAAAUUCUAUGGUUGGAUCAAUUUGAUGUUUGAUAAAAUCAUGGCACUUAGAAACAGCGAAGUCAAGGAAAUGAAGAAACUGAAUGUAUUCACAUCUUUUCUAUAUCUAUUUUGGUUCCUCCUGCCCGAUUUUGUGACGGUUACAACUUAUUGUGCAUUUGCCUUGUUUGGUAACCAAUUGGAGAUGGCCACCAUCUUGUCUUCACUUACUAUUUUCUUUAUAGUACGAUUCCCAUUAAGUUUACUACCACAUUUAGUCGCUGGAAUGUCAUUGUCCGUUGUUUCAAUGAAUAGAAUUCAAGCAUUUUUAAUGAAUGAAGAACUUGAAGAGCCAAAGACAACAUUGGCUGGAUCUACAUUCUAUGGUGAAGUCGAUCCAGAUUUCGAAUCUAAGGGUUUGGCAGUUUCAAUCAAGGAUGCUACCUUCCAAUGGAGCUUUGUUAAUCUUAGUGGUGAUGACGGAAAAGAAGGCGCUGAGAAUGCUAAAGAAUCUACCGACAAAAAUGAAAAGAAAGAAGAAAAGAAAGAAGAGAAAAAACCAUUGCUGAUCAAUGAUGACGGAGAGCAAAAUGGUAUUCCAAUCGAUGAGAAGGUUGAAGAUGAAGUUAAAUUUUUGUUGAAGGAUAUCAAUCUGGAAGUUAACAAUGGAGAGUUGGCAGUGGUGAUUGGGCCAGUUGGAAGUGGAAAGAGCAGUUUACUUUCAUCUCUGCUUGGUGAUUUGAAAUUGAUCAGUGGUGGUUGUGCACUCCAAGGAAACAUUGCAUAUGUCAGUCAGUUGCCAUGGAUCAUGAAUGGUACACUUCGUGACAAUAUCUUGUUUGGAAAAGAAUACGAUCAACAAAAGUAUCAGAACAUCUUGGAAGUCUGUGAAUUAACCCAGGAUCUUGAGUUACUGCCAAAAAGUGACUUGACUGUGAUUGGAGAGAAAGGAAUCAAUCUUUCAGGUGGUCAGAAACAAAGAGUGUGUAUUGCUCGUGCCAUCUACCACGACUCUGACCUCUAUUUGUUGGACGACCCAUUGGCAGCACUGGAUAUUCAUGUUGCACAAAAGAUAUUCAAGAAUGCAAUUCUCCCAAUGAUCCCAAAGAAGACAGUAAUCUUGGUUUCUCAUCAAAUGUAUCCAUUGGAAUUCUCAGACAAGAUUGUCACAAUGAACAAUGGUGUCAUUGAAAACAUUUGCAAAUAUGAAGAGAUGUCAAGAGAAACAUGGGAAGUUUAUCAAUUCCAAAACCAAAAUGCCAAGAAAGAGAAAGAUGAAGAAGAGAUUAAAAAGAAAGAAGGAGAGUCUGCUGAUGAAGAAAAGGAGGAGGGAGACGACGAUUUGAUUCUCGAAGAAGAUAGAAACAUUGGAAAGGUAUCAUACAAACAAUACUUUGCUUAUUUCAAGCAUAUCGGUGUUAUCUAUAUGACAAUCUCCACACUUCUUGGUUUAAUGGGUCCAGGACUUUCAACGUUCGGUAAUUACUGGCUCACCAGAUGGGCUCAGGAAUGGCAACUUCAAAACCAUCCAUCACUUUGGUUCUACCUUGGAAUCUAUUUCCUCUCCUCGAUUCUCAUGUCUUUCUGUGUUUUCGGUGUUACUCUUGCCAAUACAUUUGGUGGUUUGGCAGCAAGUCAACAGAUACACAAACGAGCACUUACCAAAGUUUUAAAUUCACCAGUUCAGUUCUUUGACCAAAAUCUCUCUGGUCGUAUCAUCAAUCGUUUCAGUAAGGACAUUUCCAACUUGGAUUCAUCAUUACCACUUUGUCUAGGAGAUGCCAGAGAUUCUCUAUUGAAUUCACUCUCUGUCAUUAUUAUGAUUGGUAUUGCCUCUCCCGUUGUGUUGAUUCUCUUGAUCCCUAUAUUUAUUGCAUUCUAUUUCCUUCAGAAAUGGUAUCUCAAUAAUGCAAGAGAACUUCAACGUUUGGCAUCGCUAUCACUCUCACCGGUAUUGACUCAUUUCUCAGAGACACUAACCGGUCAGAAUGUCAUUAGAGCAUUCCAUGCCAGAGAAAGAUUCUUAAAUAUUAUGACAGAGCGAAUCGAUUUAAAUUUAUGUUGUAAUCUAUACCAAGAGUUUGUUGCCCAAUGGACAUUCUUUAGACUUGGAGUGUUAUGUACAUUGUUUGUAGUUGGUGCAUCACUCUCGGCAACAUUCCUCAGAGGUCAUAUCUCUGAAGCAUUGAUUGGAUUGGCACUCAGUUAUUCAAUUACACUGUCUGGUGAAUUGAAUUGGACAUUCAUCCAACUAAGUAUCGUGGAAACACAAAUGAAUAGUGUUGAAAGAUUACAUCACUAUUGCAAUUUGGAGACAGAAAAGUUGGAAGGUAAAGAGACACCAAGCUGGCCACAGAACGGAAGAAUCAGAUUCAAGAACUUCUCAAUGAGAUACAGACCAGAGCUGCCACCAUCAUUGAACGAUAUCAAUCUUGAAAUUGAAGCAGGUUCAAAAGUUGGAAUCUGUGGAAGAACUGGUGCUGGAAAGAGUUCACUUCUCUUGGCAUUGUUCAGAUUGGUCGAAGCUGAUUCUGGUCAUAUCGAAAUUGACAAUGAGAAUAUCGAUCAAGUUGCACUUCAAGACCUGAGAAGCAAGAUGUCAAUCAUUCCACAAGAUCCUGUUCUUUUUGCUGGAACUCUCAGAUAUAAUUUAGAUCCGUUCAGCACUGCCACCGAUGCCCAAUUGUGGGAAGUCAUUGAACGUGUUCACCUCAAAGAGAAGAUCAAAUCACUUGAUUGUCUGGUUUCUGAAGAUGGUGGAAACUAUUCAGUUGGUCAAAGACAACUGAUGUGUUUGGCAAGAGCAUUGAUCAGAAAAUCAAAGAUCAUUGCAUUGGAUGAAGCAACAGCAGCGGUCGAUCUUGAAACCGAUGCAGUCAUUCAAAAGACAAUCAGAGAGGAAUUCAAAGAUUCAACAGUGAUCACGAUUGCACAUCGUCUCAACACAAUCAUUGAUUAUGACAAGAUCGUCUUGAUGAGUGAAGGAAGAGUCAAACAAGUUGGUAAACCAUCUGAACUCAUUGAAUUGGUCGAAGAAAACUCUGCAAAUGCCAACAACAACCCUGAUAAUCAAAAUCUUUCACCCACUUUACAAUCUCAAUCGUCAACAAUAACCAACAAUGAAACUUCAUUAAUUUAG
This is a messenger RNA of Heterostelium album PN500, 4140 nucleotides long. Its product is annotated as ABC transporter C family protein. Gene Ontology annotation, cellular component: membrane. NCBI's taxonomy places the organism in Eukaryota, Evosea, Eumycetozoa, Acytosteliales, Acytosteliaceae. The record is from RefSeq and is a predicted model, not a curated record. Gene Ontology annotation, molecular function: ATP hydrolysis activity; ABC-type transporter activity; ATP binding. The coding region runs from base 1 to 4140 and encodes 1379 amino acids. The transcript has 5 exons. Gene Ontology annotation, biological process: transmembrane transport.